UUUAUAUUUUCGAAAACUAAACCAGAACUUAUUCUCUGUUGUUGUGAGGGGAAUAUUUAAGGGAGUGUGUGUAAUUUAUUGUUUCAUACUUAAAAGACUGAUAAGUAUUCUUAUAAAUCCAAAGAAGUCAUUCUUUAUUGAAUUGCUUUUAUAUUGUUGUUAAGUGUAAUUUAAAAUUUUUAAAUUCUCAAAACAAUGGCUGUAGCUUGCGCGUCGCGAUUUGCAGUAUUAAAACUUGAAGAUGAUGAUAUGGAUGAACCUGUUACUAAAAAACCAAAUGCAUCCAACGCCCAGACUAAUGCACAGGGAAAUAAAAACAAGGCAAAUGCGAAGGGUGGAUCAAACGAACAGAAGUCUAAAUCAAAGAAGAAAAAGAAGACUUCCAAUGAAAUUGCUGAACUUCAAAAUCUUGCUUUUGCUGGUCAUAGCAACAAAUCGAAGAACAAAUCCUCUUCUCAGAAUUCCAAAAGCAAUCAAGUUAGCCAAAAACAAUGGGAAGAAUGGAAAGCCAAAGAUAGUGAGUUUGUUUCAGAAACAUAUGAACAAGACCUCCAAGAAGCUUUAUUAUUAAGCAAAAUAGAUUAUGAAGAAAAGAAAGAUGUAUAUGAUGCCUUUAAGAAAGAAGCCGAACAAAAUAAACUUAAUAUUAAUAAAAAGAAGAAGAAAAACAACCAAAAGAAAGACAAAGGCACAAUGAGUUUAGAUGAGUUCCAAAACAUGGGUUCAGCAGAGAUGGAUACAGGAAAUUAUAUGAAAGGAAAUUUAGAUCUAGAUGAAUUUGAUGUAAUAGCCCAUAAGCCAAUGCCUACAGAAGAAACAGAUUUCUUUGAUAAGAUUGAGGAAGAUGUAGAAAAAAUAAUAACGAAAGAACAAAGACAGGAGCAAUAUAAAUCAUUUGAUCCUGUUAAGGAAUCUCCUUUGUUUUUACAAUAUAAGGAAGAAUUGAGAAAAAAAGAUGAAGAAAUAGCAUCUUUAAAUGAAAAAGUUAGCAAAUUAAAGGAGGAGUUAAAAAAUGUUAGAUCAAGAAAUAAAAAGCUAUAUGGAAUACUGGAGUCUGGAGAAAUGCGAGAGAAAGCUGAAAUACUAUUACAAAUUGAUCAACUUAUAAGUGUGAAAGACGAAUUAACAGAAGAACUAAAGGAAUACCAUACUGCUUUAGAACAAGAAAGGUCUAAAGUUCAUGCAUUACAAACAGAAUUAAAGAAAUAUCAGAACAGUAAAAAGCAGCGGACAGAGUCAAAAUGACAACCAUAAUGGUGACUUCAUCCUCAUGUGAUAAGAAAUUCAUCAGCAGAGUGUGUUUUAUUGUAAGGUCAUUCACAAGGAAAAUGUUUCUCUGCUUCCCUAUAUGCAGAUGAUGCAUGUGGAAUGAAAUUCUGUGGAUCUGCUUAAUGUCUCUUUGUGAUGGGAAUUGUAAUUUUCUUUAAAAAAAUAAACUGUGCUAUUUCA
Messenger RNA from Argiope bruennichi, 1449 nucleotides. Its product is annotated as G kinase-anchoring protein 1-like. Bases 196 to 1245 code for a protein of 349 amino acids. The transcript is spliced from 10 exons. NCBI's taxonomy places the organism in Eukaryota, Metazoa, Arthropoda, Arachnida, Araneae, Araneidae. The record is from RefSeq and is a predicted model, not a curated record. Gene Ontology annotation, cellular component: Golgi apparatus. Gene Ontology annotation, biological process: signal transduction.